UGAGUUAAUGUUAUCUACCAGCAACAGGCUACCGGUACAGUUUUUCGAUUAUCCUAUUCGGCCGGGUUAGUCCAGCCUACUAGACUAUAACAGUUAUUUUGUAAUUAAAUUCAUCUAUGAAUAUGGUGCGCACUGGCCAAAAGAAAAAGGUUGUAAAGAUCGAAAACGAGCAAAAGGUAACCGAAGACGAUUGUGGGGACAACGAAUCUAGACCGAGAUCAUCAAUGACAAUACCCGCUGCCGCAGUCAAACGUUCAUAUGAAGAGGAAGACGACAGUGACCAAGAUUGUGAAGAAGAAUCUCCGGAGUACAAUAUAGGUAAUCAAAUGACCAGCCUGAUCAAAAAAUUCGGCAGCGACAUGAAAAAAAAUUUGUCAGCGAAACGAAAACGACUGGAAACUCUUACGUCACAAUCCGCCUCGAAUUGCAGAACCAAAGUAGACGCUAUCAUGGAUAGUCAGAGAAAGGACAGACAAACGCUGGACAAUGAAUACACAAAGCAAAUGAAUUGUUUGUUUACUCAAUGGGAAACAGACAUUGCCAAGGUCAAGGAAAACGAGGACAAAUUGAACAAUGUGUUGCAACAACAAAUGAAACUGAUUGCCCAAAUCAGAGUUGUUCAAACUCAAAGAUUCAAAUCACUAAAGCAACUACAAGAACAGUACAUGAACAGCACUCAAGACAUGGAAUCCAACCACGUUCUCCAGAAAUCAAAUGUUUGCUCCGAUCUCAAAGAAGAAAUGUCUAGAUUACAGACCAAAAUUUUGAAAGACACGCAAACUCAAGAAAUGGCGUCUAUGCGACAGAACUUUCACACUAUGCUUUUCAAGUGAAAUUGCAAAGAAGAGGCUUCAAGGAUAGUAUUUAAUUUUUGUGGAAAAUUAUUUACAGACGACUGAAAUCGGUGAUUACGAUCAUUGUGCUCUCUGAAAAUUUUUCAGUUUUUCAUUUACUUGUUAUUUAUUCUAUUGCGACGUUUUUGUUGGUUGAAUUCUGCAAUAAAGUUUUAAAAACACGUCAAA
Messenger RNA from Styela clava, 1022 nucleotides. RefSeq names its product synaptonemal complex protein 3-like. The record is from RefSeq and is a predicted model, not a curated record. Lineage: Eukaryota; Metazoa; Chordata; Ascidiacea; Stolidobranchia; Styelidae. Gene Ontology annotation, cellular component: synaptonemal complex. Gene Ontology annotation, biological process: meiotic cell cycle; spermatid development.